AUGACCAAGUUUCAGGAAUCAGUGACAUUCCAGGACGUGGCUGUGGUCUUCACCGAGGAGGAGCUGGGGCUGCUGGACUCUGCCCAGAGGACACUGUACCAAGACGUGAUGCUGGAGACCUUCAGGAACCUGGUCUCCGUGGGACAUCAUCCCUUCAAACUAGAUAUGUUAUUCCAGCUGGAAGUGGAAGAAAAGCUUUGGAUGAUGGAGACAGAAACCCAAAGAAGUGAGUAUUCUGGGGAGAGCCCCGUGACUCUCCUUUCGGCCUUUCUGUUUCCUCUGGAGUCAGUUUGA
This is a messenger RNA of Orycteropus afer afer, 294 nucleotides long. Its product is annotated as zinc finger protein 227-like. The transcript has 4 exons. Lineage: Eukaryota; Metazoa; Chordata; Mammalia; Tubulidentata; Orycteropodidae. Bases 1 to 294 code for a protein of 97 amino acids. The record is from RefSeq and is a predicted model, not a curated record. Gene Ontology annotation, biological process: regulation of DNA-templated transcription.